UGUUGAUUGUUUUUCAGCCUUGCCGUGAAAUUUCAAGUUCCCAAAUAACCUUACCAGCUACCUACUUAAACCCAUUCAUUGGGUCAUCUCUUCAGCUGCAAGUCGCAGCAACCCGAACAACUCAAGAUAUCGACUGACCUUUUUUUUUUUUCUGUCUCUCUCUUCUUCGAGAUGUCGUUGUUCGGAAAGCCAACAGGUCAGGCUACUAACACCGGAAGUAGUUUGUUUGGUAACGUGAACCAAACCGCCAAUACAGCUCCGUCUCAACCUGCUCAGCCAGCUUCUUCGUUAUUCGGUGCUCCUACCCAACCUGCUCAGACAGGUUCCUCGUUAUUCGGUGCUCCUGCUCAACCUACUCAGCCAGCUUCUUCGCUAUUUGGCGCUCCUCUUGCCGGUGCAUCAUCCACGGUUCAGCAGCCCCAACCUAGCAACCUACUUGGUAGAUUUACGACAGCCCAGCCUGCUGCUGGUAGUGGCUUGGGUUUUGGACAGUCCACAAACAACCUAGCUCAAGCUCUACCGUCCAUUCUUGGAGCUAGCCAGUUAAAUUCCACCGUGCUACCCCAGGGUAAUACAACAGGAUACUUUGACAGUUUGCUCUCUAAAGGCAAAGCCCAAGGUAGCGAACAAUCACCCCUCGACGAUCUUCCUAGUCUCCAGCUUGGGCUUGGGGACCUUCGUCAGCGCCUUCGAAAGCUAGGCCCGCGGCCAGAUCCUCAAGCCCAUGACAAAGCUCGCUUUAUUCUGGCCGCAUCUGGCGUCGAGCCAGCGGCGGCAGUCCGAGACCUGAACGAUUUCGAUGUUCGCAUUGGCGGCCGCGUCGAGCGCCCUGCACCAUCCCCAGCAGUAGACGUUGAUAUCGACACCUACCUCUCAAAUAUACAGAAGAAAACGACUCUUAGCAUGAUUGCGGAUGGUUUGGAAAGAUCGGCUAGAGACUUCGAUAAUUUCCUCGAGGAUAAUGUCACGAUGGAAUGGGAGGCACAGAGGAAGCGUAUCUACGAGCACUUUGGCAUUAAGACGAAGGAUGACGGACUUGUCGAUGGGCCGUCAGGAACGGCUAACAGGGAGGCGCACGCGGGCUUUGGUCGAUCGCGACGAACGGCCAAGACAACACGGUCCUCGGUAGCAGGUAUUAAAGCUAGCACAUUUGGACGGUCAAAUCUCCAGAAGUCGGUUAUUGGUACACCUAGCAAGAUUGGUAGUCACAAGCCCGAAUUCACGGAUGUUCAGGAUGCGACAGGAAGCCAAGGUGCCAUCAAUGGUGCCGCUUCGAUCGACGAUCGAUUUCUCAGGGAGAAGCAGAGUCGCCUCGCAGAAAGGGUUCGGCAACUUAAUCUUUGCCGAAUCGAGGAGCAGCCUUACCCUAUUCUGCACGAGCUUGCGCAAGUGGCUGGAAGCUCUGGUGAUAGACAUGCUCAGCAACUAGUUGAUUCUUACCAUGCCGCUAUGGCUAUCGUUGGUGAAAAUCCGGAAGCAGAGACGUUUGCCGGCGAUGCUACUGCAAGAGAACGCCAAUUUAAGGACAAAUAUUUGGAUGUGAAUGACAAAUCUCCCGGGGCGAUAGAAAUACGAAAGAGAAUCCUCAACGGUGCGAAUACUUUCUUAGAGAGGAAGUUCUUCCAGGAGGUCGAAAGUGUCAUCGCUAAAUACCCACGAGAGGCGAAUUUGGGAGGUCGCCCAGAUGUCAUCAGCAAGAUCAAGGCGUAUGUUCGGUUACGGCACUCGCGAAAAGAUCUCGUUCCUGAUAACGUCGAACUUCAACAAGUUGACGGCGAGUUCGUUUGGGCCAUCGUGUUCUACCUACUACGGUCGGGGAAGAUUGCUGAGGCUGCUGAUUAUGUUAAGACCCAGUCGACCACCUUCCGGAGUAUCGACCGUACCUUUGCGUCAUAUCUCCUCGAGUAUGUCAGUAGCCCUGAUAGGCGAUUAAGACGCCAAUUGCAGGAGCGCUGCAAUAACGAGUACAACACCAGAGCCCGUAAUGCACCCGAGAACUCGAUCGACCCUUACCGAAUGGCUUGUUAUAAGAUCGUGGGACGCUGCGACGUAAGCAACCGCAGCCUCGACGGUCUUAACACGGAGAUUGAGGAUUGGAUAUGGCUUCAAUUCAACCUCGCACGCGAGAACGACAAGGCAACCGAAGUGGCUGCGGAGUCAUACGGGUUACAAGAUCUACGGGCAACCAUUAGAGAUGUUGGCCUAAAGCACUUCCCGAAGUCUCCCAGCGAGGACGACAACGGUACCUUCGGCAUGUUCUUCUUCCUACAGAUCCUCUCGGGCAUGUUCGAGCAGGCUAUCUCGUACUUGUAUACCUUUUCUUACGUGGAUGCUAUCCACUUUGCUAUAGCUCUCGAGUACUACGGUCUUUUGCGCCCUGCAGAUCCCUGGACCGCGGCUGACUCCCUUCUAUCGCACGACACUCGCUCAAGACCACAGAUAAGCUUCGGUCGUAUGCUAGGAUAUUAUACACGCGACUUCCGCGCCGCUGAUGUUGCCUCCGCCGUGGAUUAUCUAACUCUGAUAUGCCUCAAUGCGGACCUAGGCGGUGAAGCGGGACGGCAACAAGCAGAACUUUGCCAUGCGGCUCUGCGAGAACUUAUCUUGGAGUCCAGAGAGUUUAGUAAGCUCAUUGGUGACAUUAGACCAGAUGGACGUCGUAUCGCCGGUCUCGUCGAAGAACGUGCCUCGCUCAUCGGUCUUCGGGAAGAAGACGAUUUCGUGAAAACUGUCACACUACAGGCAGCCCGGUUCGCCGAUGAUAAUGGGCGGACGACAGACGCGGUACUGUUGUAUCAUUUGGCUGGAGACUACGACAGUGUAGUAACCAUCGUGAGUCGCGCAUUGAGUGAGGCUAUCUCACUGGAGAUUGGCGAAGAUCCUAUGCGGUUGGUGCCAGUCAAACCCCGGUUGGACGGUAAGGACCCGGAGGCGCAACCUGGCAGUAGCUUGAGUCUAGCGUCUAUCGAUGACCCUAUCCAACUCGCGGCGACAAUGAUGUCGAUGUACGAAAAGGAUGCCAUGUUCUACACAAAAGUCGAGGAGUCAAACCGGAUUGCGUGUCACAUUCUCUUACAGAUGAGCGAUAUCAAAAACUUAGUCGAGGGUAGUCAAUGGCCCGAGGCUUUAGAUAAAAUACGCGCGUUGGAGAUCCUACCUCUGGAUGCUAAUGGCGAUCCGGCGAGGAUCCGACACUACGCAGCAACGUUCUCGGGUCUCUCGCAGACGGUUGCUAUCAAUGUACCAAACCUACUCAUGUGGACUAUUACAUGCUGCAUCCAACAAAGGGAGCGGCUCAUGAGCGGGCAGUUCAGCGGCAACGAAGGCACUCGACGAAUGAUGUGCGAUAAUCUAAAGCAGAUCAGCAUGGACCUAACGACGUACACGAGUCAACUGAGAUACAGAUUCCCGCCGCAUCUACACGAAGCUCUCGCUCGAGCUUCGGCGGAUUAAAUGGAAGGGGAACCAAGUGUAAUAUUAGUCCUACGAGAGGAAACGAAGCGGACAAGCUUGAGGACAUAAGACAUGCAUUCUUUAGCUUGUCCAACUAUACCUACCUAGGUACGUAGUUGAAGUAAUAAUAAGUUGGUAACUUUUUGACGAAGAACAAGACCGGGCGCAUUUAUUAUGGUUGGCGGUUUACACUAUUAUGUACCUACCUAGGUAUCUACCUGGUAAUUUAGAUACGUUAUUAUAUUUACCUAAGGUAUGCAAAGGUAUUUUAUGAUGGAAUCGAGGAGAGUUCUACUUGACAUGCUUGUGACGAAAUGACAUCAGCG
Messenger RNA from Daldinia caldariorum, 3779 nucleotides. Its product is annotated as NIC-domain-containing protein. Gene Ontology annotation, biological process: poly(A)+ mRNA export from nucleus; protein import into nucleus. Gene Ontology annotation, molecular function: structural constituent of nuclear pore. NCBI's taxonomy places the organism in Eukaryota, Fungi, Ascomycota, Sordariomycetes, Xylariales, Hypoxylaceae. Gene Ontology annotation, cellular component: nuclear pore. The transcript is spliced from 2 exons. Bases 172 to 3453 code for a protein of 1093 amino acids. The record is from RefSeq and is a predicted model, not a curated record.